UCCUUUAGCGACUUUGCUUACCACCACGCAAAAGCACAUUUUUUACAACAGUGAAAAACUGUCUGGUCCUCAGAGCGCCUGUACUGUAGGUACGUACAAUUGAUAACAAAAUUUGCGAUUUGUGGCUGCAAUUACUAAAAUCACAGGGAUCAUAGAUGUACCAAAUGGAUAUUCGACUUGGAAUCGGAAGCUUUUAUUCACAGGUGUCAUGUUAUAAUUCAAGAAACCAGAGGCCAUUCAAACCGUGCGGCUCAAAAAGAGACCCUCCGCCACCGCCGCCCGAGCAAAACGGUGAUAGAGGUGAUAAAUACUCAACAGAUUGGGAUAAGGCCUGGUCAAGCUUCAAGAAACAAGGAAGAAAGACUUUUUUCUCCCAAUUCUCACCCAACAAGUACGUGAGCUGGAAUCCUAGGCGUUCUGAGUUCCCACUUUCAGAGGAGGUUGAUCCCAUUAAAAGAACAGAGAGGUCAAACCUUACGUUAUGGACUAGUCCGAGUUUUACUCUAGUUGGAGCUAUUGUUAUAGUUACUUUCCUUAUAAUUUACACAAUUCUUGCGCCAGUUAAGUAAAUCCUAUCCCAAAGAUUCGUCCCCGUGCAUUACGAAAUCUCUAAGCUGUAUAAUCUUUAAUUCACUUCAAUAAAACGGGAACUGCAAUUUUUUAAAUCGCCUACAUCACAAGUAAAUGUGGAAAUCCAUUGAUGUUCA
This is a messenger RNA of Olea europaea var. sylvestris, 707 nucleotides long. RefSeq lists its product as uncharacterized. The record is from RefSeq and is a predicted model, not a curated record. NCBI's taxonomy places the organism in Eukaryota, Viridiplantae, Streptophyta, Magnoliopsida, Lamiales, Oleaceae. The transcript is spliced from 2 exons. The coding region runs from base 156 to 569 and encodes 137 amino acids.